Hemibagrus wyckioides is the source of this 945-nucleotide messenger RNA. It is a transcript of the gene fth1a, whose product is annotated as ferritin, heavy polypeptide 1a. Gene Ontology annotation, biological process: intracellular iron ion homeostasis; iron ion transport. The transcript is spliced from 5 exons. Gene Ontology annotation, cellular component: cytoplasm. Gene Ontology annotation, molecular function: ferric iron binding; ferrous iron binding. Lineage: Eukaryota; Metazoa; Chordata; Actinopteri; Siluriformes; Bagridae. The coding region runs from base 228 to 761 and encodes 177 amino acids. The record is from RefSeq and is a predicted model, not a curated record.
CAAUGUCAAAUCGAUUAUCGUUCACGGACAGAGAGAAGGUUCUCCGCUUCAACAGUGCUUGAACGGCAACCUUAGCUUCUGUCUUUCAUCGCAAUUACCUACUUUUAAUUCCGAUCAUUAAAAAAACCCUAAGAAUUUUGCUUUCUUCGCUGAAAAAAAAAGCCGUAAAUCCUUCGCUUGAAGCCGUCCAUCAUCGCUAAAUUACAAAACUAAACCAACGAAGCAACAUGAGCUCUCAGGUGAGACAGAAUUACCACCAGGACUGCGAGGCUGGCAUCAACCGCCAAAUCAACCUGGAGUUGUACGCCUCCUAUGUCUACCUGUCCAUGUCGUACUACUUCGACCGAGACGACCAGGCUCUGCACAACUUUGCCAAGUUUUUCCAUAAGCAGUCCCAUGAGGAGCGUGAGCAUGCAGAGAAACUGAUGAAGCUCCAGAACCAGAGGGGAGGAAGAAUCUUCCUGCAGGACAUCAGGAAACCCGAGCGUGACGAGUGGGGCAGUGGUGUGGAAGCUCUGGAGUGUGCGCUACAGCUGGAGAAGAACGUCAACCAAUCCCUGUUGGACCUGCACAAGGUGGCUUCCGAUCACAACGACCCUCAUAUGUGUGACUUCAUUGAGACCCACUACCUGGACGAACAGGUGAAGUCCAUUAAGGAGCUUGCUGAUUGGGUCGCUAAUCUGCGCCGUAUGGGAGCGCCUCAGAACGGCAUGGCUGAAUAUCUGUUUGAUAAACACACACUGGGCAGUGAGAGCAGCUAAACCCCUGCUACAACGCGAUAUACCGUCCUACCAUCUUAAUAUUUUUGGUCUAAUUAAAGCGCUCGCUGUUUUCAGCUCCCCCCCUGCUUCUGUUGCUGAUUCUUGUCAUUUACCUUCCUGUGUGUGUGCUAUGUUACUCCUGAAGUUGUAUUCCAAUCAAAUAAACAAAUCGUUGGAUCCUGUA